CCACUCCACCAACUAUCUCCACCACCUUUUGCUUUCUUCCACUACAUUUUUUUCUCACCACCCUUUCCACUCCACUAAUUCCACUACACCAAACUUUCCACCUACUCCCUUCCCCACCACACGCAAGAAUGCAUCUAACAUUCCAUUAUACAGGCAACAAUCUUUUCAUCAUCUUCAUUCUUCACUAAGGAACCGAAGAGCAGCCACGAGUUCUGCCAUAAGCACACUGCUCCGGCAGUGUUUUGCAAGGCGAUUCCAGCCAUCCAAAAGGUUCCCAAAAAUUCCCAAAUUAAUUGUGUAUCAUCUUUCAUAUGUUUUCUAUACUUUGGCAAAAUUUCAGAAGGUCCGGGCGACAGAAAGUGAAGCCGAAGAAGAAACGACUCCACGCCAGCUUUAAGAACAAUUGAGAAUGCCGCCUAAGAGAGGACGCCCUGUGAGAAACAAUAACAAUCGCAGAAACCGUAACGCUGUACCCGAAGAACCACAAGAUGCUCGAGGACAUAACCCAUCCCCUCCGCCUCCGACUAGGAGAGUCGAAGAACUUUUUUUAAGGCAAAAUCCACCUACGUUUGACGGAACGAGUGAACCGGCUGAAGCUGAGAUUUGGGUGCGUGCAAUGGAACGCAUUUUCAACUUUCUACGUUGUACUGAUGAGGAGCGCCUAUCUUGCGUCUCUUUCCAACUAACAGGAUCAGCUGACUUCUGGUGGGAAGCACGUCGAAAAAUUCUGACACCUGAACAAUGGGCAAGUUAUACUUGGGAAGAUUUUAAGACGGGAUUAUAUGAUAAAUAUAUUCCGAAAAGCUAUAGGAAGAAGAAAGAAGCUGAGUUCUACGAGUUGAAGCAAGGAAAUAAAUCUGUGGUUGAAUACGACAAGGAAUUCUGCAACCUGUCUAGGUUUGCUCCGCAACAAGUGGACACAGAUGAGAAGAUGGCAGAGAAAUUUUGUGCCGGUCUACGGUACGAAAUUAAGAUGGCUCUAGCAAGCCACGGAGGACUCUCAUACACGGAGUCUCUGAACAGGGCACUUGACGUUGAAGCUGCAAUGCCGUCGGACAAGUCAGCCCCAUUGUUGAUCUCAACGCCAAAUGAUCCACCAGUAGCCUCACAUACUCUCAAAGGGAAGCGCAAGUGGGACAACAACGAAGACAAUAUCAAUCUGACUAGUAAGAAAGUGUGGCAAGAAUAUGAACGGGCCGAACAGUUUAUUCAACCAAGGCACGAGGCACAGACUAACCUCGAGCGAACUGGGGGUAACCAAGGUCAGAAAGGAGUUUUACCUUGCCCAAAUUGUGGUAAGAUGCAUAGGGGUAUUUGUCGGGCUGGAACUAACGGUUGUUACAAUUGUGGCCAAAAAGGUCACUACUCCACGCAAUGCCCCAAUAGACAACGAGGUUCAACAGUUGGGAACACCCGCACCCCCUUGCCAGCAAUACGUGGACACUUGCGAAAUCAGCCUCAAUCACAUCAGUGAAAAUCUUAUGGAGACACCGCAGACAAGAAAAGCUACGUGGGAGCUUGAAAACAAGAUGAAGGAAAAAUACCCCGAAUUGUUUUAGCAGAGAUAUGCAAAUUUCGGGACGAAAUUUUUGUUAAGAGGGGUAGUAUGUAGUAGCCCGCUCUUUUAUUUAUGAUAAAAACUAGUAAAUGCAAUUUUUUAUAAAUGAAUCCAGUUUAUGGUUCUGAUUUUUUUUAUCA
This is a messenger RNA of Salvia miltiorrhiza (redroot sage), 1698 nucleotides long. RefSeq lists its product as uncharacterized. The record is from RefSeq and is a predicted model, not a curated record. Lineage: Eukaryota; Viridiplantae; Streptophyta; Magnoliopsida; Lamiales; Lamiaceae. The coding region runs from base 410 to 1474 and encodes 354 amino acids. Gene Ontology annotation, molecular function: nucleic acid binding; zinc ion binding. The transcript has 3 exons.